GUCAAAGUGAAGCUACGGAAAGCCGCUCAGUCCGAGAAAGCUCGUAUUGAUCAUUAAAGCAGCAAACUACGCACAACUGCACAACUGUUCGCGGAUACAGGUGAAGAUAGAAAUUAUUUAAACCAGAAUGAGGAGCAGCAGGUGUAGUGUGCAGUGGGGGGGUAUGCUCCUCUUUUUGUCCUGCUGUUUUCUGUGCGCUCACGCUCAGAUGAACCCAGACCACCACCAUCAGCAGCAGAUCGUAGAAAGUGCAGCCAGCCAACAUCGCCUGGAUAGAAACAUGGUUCAAGACAAAGACCACAUCAUGGAGCAUUUAGAGGGCGUCAUAGACAAACCAGAGAAAGACAUGACGCCCCAGGAGCUCCAGCUGCACUAUUUCAAAAUGCACGAUUACGAUGGGAACAACCUGCUGGACGGGCUGGAGCUUGCAACAGCAAUCUCACAUGUACACAGAGAGGAGAGAGGAGAGAGCAGCCAGCCAAUGAAAGAGGAGGAACUCAUUGCUCUCAUCGAUGACGUUCUGAAGGACGAUGACAAAAACAAUGACGGCUACAUAGAUUACGCAGAGUUCGCCAAAUCGCUGGAGUAGAGCGUCUUUCUGUUGCUUCCCGUCCACGACGACAGCGAGGAUUCAGCAGAGAGGCUGGAGGGUGAGCGUACCUGCAGCCAAAACUGAGAAGCCGCACAACUUUUUAGAGGACCGUCUUUGAUUUCUUUCUUGCAGAUUAUCGGUCAGGAGUAUCGAUCGUUCGUGAAACUUCUGACGGAUGAUUUUUCCAAGCUGAAUCAGCAGUAAUCUGAUAAAUGACAAAAAGGGUGGAACACAGGAUGCCCUUUGUUUCAGUUUCAGUCUGGUGGAGUCUUCCACUUCAUUAGGACCUUUUUUGUGUGU
Messenger RNA from Pundamilia nyererei, 892 nucleotides. It is a transcript of the gene mcfd2, whose product is annotated as multiple coagulation factor deficiency 2, ER cargo receptor complex subunit. The coding region runs from base 128 to 589 and encodes 153 amino acids. NCBI's taxonomy places the organism in Eukaryota, Metazoa, Chordata, Actinopteri, Cichliformes, Cichlidae. The record is from RefSeq and is a predicted model, not a curated record. The transcript has 4 exons. Gene Ontology annotation, molecular function: calcium ion binding.